AUGUUACCAAGUCAAUCAGAUUUCGCUCCCAUGAAUUACAAAGCUCCACAGAAGAAAGAGGAAGCGGGUACAAUUAGCCUGGAUCACAUGACUGAGUUUAUUUCAGAGUAUAUUAAAUGUGACCAGCUAGGUGAGUCUGUCGUGAACAAUGGUGAAAUUGAUUGUUGCAAUGUCGUCUGCGGAACAAUCAAACAUACUUAAAUUUGAAAAUGGAUCAUUCCAUUCUAUCCGGAACCUAGCAUCAUUCCAUUCUAUCCCGUACCUAUCCAUAUGAGUGAACCGAGUGAAAAAUUUAAAACACUAAGACACUGUUACUAACGCUCGAUUUUUAUGAGGCGUAUGCACCUCCGAGGUUUACUAGAACAGUAUAGAUUUUCAAUUAGAACAGUAAAUUUUACUAAGUUUGGGCAGGUGCCUUGCAUGGUUCUUCGAGUCCAGUUUGCGCCUCGCCCAUUUAGGGUCUCCGAAUAAUUGACUUUAUAAUUAGACUUUGUACAUAUACUUUAGUGGACCCUAAUAAAGACAAUAAUAAUAAUAAUAAUAAUAAUAAUAACGUGGAAUCAGCACUCUGCCUUCAGCUUGCCGAACUCCACUCCCUCGCGGUCGACGCGCCGAAAACCGGUUUGUGGCAGGAAGUUCCGGUUAAUGCCCGGUUACGAGAAUACCCGGAUUUCAUGAUGAAGACGGACAAGCCUUCGUAUCCUUCACAAAAAAUUCUCGGGAAAUUAUAUCGCGAAUGCAAGAAUUUCCAGCAGUCCAUGAAUUUCCGUCCACCUCAGAGAACGGGUCACGUGGACCCAAGGUUCCUCGCGCAAGGCUUCGAGGAGUACGUGGAGUCCGCGCGCGAAACACUCGCGGAGUACACGGAGCAUAUCGAGAACGUGUUGAACCUCUAUGGAAUACAGACGGAGGAAGAGUUAAUGAGCGGCUGUUUUUACAAGCUUCAGAAAAAGUUGGGUCGGGAACGGCAACAGGUUGGAUCUUUAAUCUUCAACAGAUUAUGCAAUAAAAUACUUAAAGCACGCGUGUCUGAUGCGGAAGAACGCCAAAGGACGCGGAAGCAUUUCGAAAGUGGAGCAAAAUGAAUAUUUUUGAAUAUAUGGAGUCUCUUAUAACGUCGGAAAUGGCCUUUACAGAGUCUUUACUGCAACAAAAGAGCACUUUCUUUCCAGCAAAAGAGGGCGUUCAUUUAAGAAAUACUUUUUUCGUUCUUUAAAUGGGGUACUUUAUAAACCCAGAAAAAUUGCACUUUUUUCACUUUAAAAAAAGGGAGGGGGGGGGGGGCACAUGUCCCCCUUCCCGGUUCCGCGGUCCCCGAAAAGCGCUGCCAGUUAUAUAUAUAGUUGCAAAAAGCCUCCUACUCUAAAUUCUAUUGGUAACCCUGAUUGGGCAGUCACACCCUGUUUAAACAACAAUUAAAAAAUUAUUAAUAUUAUCAACAGGUUGCCGACGUCGUGCGUCGAUUGAUGAGCGAACUCAGGACGACCUUUCGUCGAGACUUCUUCCUGGAAUUCUCGCGCGAUUACACACCGCUGACCAAGUUUGAAGUGACCGAGGAAAUGCAAAAGAAAGCAUCGGCAUGGUAUUACGUUGCCUACCAAAGCGAACAAACCACGAAGGAUUCCGAAGAACAGCCGAAACGCUUCGUCGGCUUUCCAUGGAUCGUCGACGACGUACUAGUCACCAUUCCACUCGCCGAUAAACGGUCACUGAAAGAGGGCAUGUCGGAGAAAAACGCUUACUCAGCAAUUGAGAACAGCUUGGGCGACUUUUUCGCAAAACAAGCGAGAAAACUAUUGGAAGACUACGAACAUCGACUACAAGUUAAAUCCUUUAUCCAAAACGCCAUUAAAGAAAAUUCGCGGGUCAACGGUGUGGUCAUGUUCGGUUCUUCGGCUACGUUAUUCUUUGAAGAUACGUCAGAUAUCGACCUCUGUGCGGUGCCUAGCAACAAGUCGGGUUGCGUGGUGAGCAAGGACGCCCUAGAAUUAGCCGGCAAUAUAACCCAGCCUGAUCAAAAAGCCCUCCUUCGUAAACUGGAGCCGUUACUACGAAGAAUUUAUAACGGGGUGCACUUUGUUGGAGCUAAGGUCCCAAUAUUUCGUUUGGCCGGCUUAAAAGGAAUAGAAUUCGGUUCCAAACUUUGCGUGGACUUUUGUGUUAACCCCGACGGAUUCCUAAAAGGCAUGGUCGUGUCCUGGUACAUCCAUAAAUACCCACCACUGUUGCCGUUACUGCGCAUGCUCAUACAAUGGGCACGUGAUUCAGGCCUGAUUAGCAAACGCGAAGGUUGCUUCAUUAACACAAAUGUACUCGUGUUCAUGUUGUUAUCAUUCUGUGUCCGUGCUGGCUGGGUAGCCGAGCCUGAUGUAGAUGAAAUUCGGGAAGAUGUGGAAAACACUGCCAGAAACAAGGUUUGGAAGAAGUUCUUACAGUUUCUAGUUAUCGACAGUGACUUCUUUCUCCCUUAAAAAUGCCCGUGAACAACUGAUGAGGUCACUCCAAGAUGGCUGCCACAAGUCUCAUUACCCUAGUGGCAAUUGCUAGAUAGUAUACUUCAAAAUAAGGUUUCCGUUUUUAUAUCAAUUUUUUAAAAUGUUAGGGUUAGGUUGGGGUUUAGGUUGGGGUUUAGGUUAGGGUUAGGGUUUAGUUUUGCGUUAGGAUAGUUUUUUCUACGUUACAAAAACGGAAACCUUAUUUUGAAGUAUACUAUCUAGCGAUCACCAUUACCCAGUGUUUAAAACGUUCUAAACCUCUUUAAAAGAGAUGUGGGAAGCUAUAUUUUUUUAAGUUAUAUAUGAAAACACAUUUCCUUGAUAAUGUAGCUAAAGUUAAACACGUCGCGAUCCGAUUUGCAAAGAUUUUGACGGACUUUAAAAUCUCAUCUCAUUAUAAAUAUUCUGGCUUCAAAACUGGCUCAUUGCUCAGUGCAAGGAGGGGUGAGGUUUUGCAUGGGGGUGGUGCAUGAGGGACCCUUACUGUCCACCCUCCUCUGCAGUCUGUAACCGCUAGUAUCCCAACCUUAUCAUCAUUUCAGAUGGUCGAAUCUGCAUGUUCGCCGUUCUGUUACGUUUUACGUUAUCUUAUUGUUUAUAAAGUUUAUAUAGGGUUGUGUUUCGGGUAGUUCUGGAGCAGGGGCUUAUUAGACGUGGGGGCUAAAUAGUAAAUAGAGGAAAUACGGUACAUGAAAAGGUUUUGUAUUUUUGUGAAAUUACAGACAAAAGAUGAAGAUCUUGUAUCGAAAUGGAAAGAAACGUUAGCGCUUCUGUUAGACAAUACAACUGAUGGCGCAGAUGCUCACGAGAAUGACGAAAUGGAAGACAUCGACGAAAUCCAGCAGCACCACUUUAAGUUAGGUCCCAGAAACACACCGCUCGGCUACGUGCUACUGGAAUUCUUCCGUCGCCACCAGUCCCUUCUCGAUUCCGACAUCCCAGAAGCCUUCGUGGAAUUGCUUGACGCGGACCAGUUCCAGUCCCUUCUAGGCGAAGGCGAUGCGCAGUUGCUUCACGAUCAAAUGCAACGGGCCUAUCACAUACUCGCAUUGCAUUGUGACGUCACAGUACUGCUAGAGGUAUCUUCCUCGAAGGAUCAAAUCUCCUGUCAUCUAACGGACCAGCUGUCUGCAUGGAUCGCGGGCUCGGAAGGUCAUCAUUCCAAAUUGUUCUCGGAGAAAUCUGGGGCCAAGGUUCGGAUCAGGCCACGCCUCCCCGGACUUGGUACCAAUCUUCUGCUAGAAGCCUCGGGCACAGCCGUUGCUUUAAGGUUUGAACAAUUAUUUGAACAUAUUUAUUGGUUGGUAGAUUUUAGUAGUGAACUUUGUGUAUAUCACAUAACAUUAACAUAUACAAUACUUCUCGAUUAUAUUUACCUCUUAAUAAAAAACUGCUGAAUACAAUGAAAAAAAUUAACAUUAUUUUAUCACUCUGAUAACUAUAAAUUUACAGAAUAAAUUACACCCAAUCACCAUUCGGAAUAACUUCCCUCUUAUAAAAAGUGCAUUUAAUUUAAGAGGAGAUUUUUUUGUAUGUUACGUAACACGCGCUCAAAACUAAUACGUAUAAUAUACCACUUGGGAAAUGACUAAAUUCAAAAUUUUUAUUUUUCGAUACGUUUCUCAAUCGUCAAACAAACUUAAAAAGUAUGUUUAGUGUUUCAUUUAAAAAGGUAGCUAACUGUAUAAACUAGAGAAUAAAGCUAAAACAAAGUAAUUUUGAGAGGAACGCCAAAAAGAUUUUAGGUUUUGAACACUUUGCAUCGCAAAUACGCGACAUUGAAAAAAAAUCCCUCUUAUUCUUAAUCAUUAUCUUUAAUGCAGCUGGCUGAAGUGGUUCUUGACUUGUUCUUACUUCUGGUCAAAAACAAUAUUUCCUGGUUUAAUGUUUUCCCAACAGAUUAUGUUUUGCAUUUGCAAUAAAUAGUAUUAAACUAAGCUUGUACCUGCUUAAACCUGCCCUUAGAACAUGUUUUCUACUUCAGCUAGAGUACAAAAUUUAAAGAUUUUUAAGAAUCAGUCUCAUUUGUCAGCCUGAAAUGGUACUUGUAUUUUGGGUGCUUUAAAUUACCUAAAUUUCAGUCUAGUGGUUCCUAACCCACUAAUCCUUUUAUGCGGGUUGUUUCUGCAAGUAACUUUUUCUUAUUUCUUAUUUAAGAGUUCUGGAGAAUAUCUUAGAUGAUAAAUCUGCAAAUUUGAUAGCACAGCCUUUCUCUUGCCUCGGCAUGUGUUUUGUAAGCGAAGCAAAUGUCAUGAUAUUCGAAGGAAGUGAGAGCGAAAACGAUCCGGUUAACUUGAUUCCCUACUACGGUCGCCACCACUCGCAUCACGACUACCUGGUACGUCACGUACCGUUGCUUGGCAACGCACCACUGACCACGAGCAUCGCAGACCCGGAAGAAAGAUCGUUCCGUAUUUUCCUCAACCACCUCCAACGUCAGCUUGAAGUGGUCGAACGCGACUACACGCCCAUCGUGCAUGGUGGGAUUUUAGAAUUCAUUGUGCAUUUCGGUCGGCUGUAUACGUUUCACGUUCCCAGAUCCAUGACUGAAGAUACCGACCCGACGACUGUUAAAACGGUUCAAAUAUCCCUCAAGAAAGGUUUCGAAAGCAAAGCGGCCUGUCUCAUGUCUUUACAGCCAACAAGUUCUACCAGAAAGCUUUUCCGUCUUAAACCUAGGCGCCUCAAGAAACAAAAGCAGUCCGAAACGAAAAAAGACGAAGAAAAGACGGGAAGAAAAAACGAAAAACGAUCGCCCAAACAUUCGUUUUUCACAAACAUCCCAGAAGAAUGUGCCGCCAAGAUAAUCACAUAUCUCGAAAGGCGAGGUUUCGCCGAAGACUCAAACCUCGGCUCUCCUUAUCUGUUGGUCACUGUCAACGCGGACGAUGGAAGAGAGUGUGACAUCACCUACGAUUCCGAUAUUAAACCGAAGUCCAUCCGAUCAGCGAAACUACGAUGGUUCGUCGCCGACGUGAAACGCCCGUGGCAAGCACGAUCAGUCGUUACCGACGAACAGUUCAAUCCCGACAUGCUUAAUGGCUCGGAAUGUGACUUGAGGUCAGUGGCUUUCUAUAUGUUACUAUCCCGAAAGGGUGGGUGGUAGCGAAGUAGUUGUAGCCAACUACAAUUUUCAAGUAGCCAGUAGUUUUUGACUACAUUUUUAAAACAAAAGCUGUAGUUAUAGCAAACCACAUUUUGCCUAAAAGUAGCCAAAGUAGUUGGCUACUUUUCAAACAACGAAUCGCUAUUCGCUACUUUUUAAAAUUGUUAGCAACUUGAUAGAAUAGCAUGAUAUUGAGACACGGUUUGCUUAAAAUCAAUACUCAAUAGUCAAUUUGUACUCCUGAACACUGUAGUGUUUACAGAAAUGUUGCUUUGUGUUUACCGUUGCUACUCGUAAGUCGAUUUGUUAUAGGUUACAUUACAGCCUGAGAGAAACUAAAAAAUAUGGCGUAGCGAAAUAGUUCGCUACAAUUUUUAAGCAGUAGCUGUCGUCAGUAGCGAACUACCUUUGUUCAAAAGUAGCAGUAGUUGUAGCUGACUACAUAUUUUUGAAGUAGCUGUAGUUAUAGCGAACUACAAAAAUUUUGUAGUCAACCCACCCUUACUAUCCCGAAAUAGAGAGUUUGGCAAAUACAAGGGCAACGGCAACUGCAAUAUGGUCAUCAACAAUAGCAUUAAUCCUCAAAGACAAAGGCGAAUGUAAAUUGCAUGGUCUUAAGCGUUGUGCAAUGCCGUAGUUGUUGAAACUAGUGCGUGAUUUGCAUCAUUUUCACGGUGCAUGACUACGGCAUUAAUUCGUUCGAUGUUAUUUGAGGUGUUUUAUUUGAAUUCGCGGACUAUUUUUACUUAAGCCAGGGUACGUUUGAAAGAAACAGGAAUACUUAAAGAGGCAAAUUAAGUGUAGUAACGUAUACUUUGGCUCAAAUACAACAAUAUAAGCAAUAUUUUCCCCGUUGCCGUUCUAGGUUGCCAAACUCUCUAAUAACGGACCCUGACCGUUACCCCAUGGCCAGGAUGUAGGCAUCUCACUUGAUAGAACUGAUUGUUGAAGGCAUUUGACCCAUCUUAGGAUGUAGAUAAAAAUUUCAAAGCCCAUCUAAUAUUACAAAAAACAUUUUUCAUGACCCACCCAAUCUAAAUUGGGAAGAUACACUUUUAUAAUAAAAAAAAAACUUGCAGGCAUGAACAUUGUAAAUACACACAGCACUGUAUUGACAUACAUAAUUCCACCAAGCUUGACCAACACAUUGAUACUGAGCUGCUCUCCAGUUGGUUGUAUUUGCUGUGAUUCGACCACUUCGUGUUGUUGUAUAAACAAAGUACUGGCUUCAAUAGCAUCAUUUGCAUUUGAUAAUUUGGAUAGUUUCAGGGGCGGCGGAACAGGGGGGGCUAGAGGGGCUAAAGCCCCCCAGAAGUAAAAGUGGGGGGGCUUAGCCCCCCCAGAAAAUUUGAAUUUUUUGAAAAAGUUUUGAUAAUUAGGGAAAAAUUUAGGUUAUUUUUUUAAAAUUUAGGUAUAAGGGGACAAAUUUGCAAUAUUUUGUUUAAAAAAAGUGUAUUUCCGACAAAUUUUUUUGAUAUAAGUCCGAAAAAAUUUUUUUCGUCCUGUUUUUUAUAUAUUGUACCCCUAAAGUGGUACACUGACCGAAAUUUUUUUUUUUGGGGGGGGGGGAGGUCGCCGAAAAAAUUUAGCCCCCCGGAACGAAAUCUGUUCCGCCGCCGCUGGAUAGUUUUGUUUACUUUUAUUAUUAAUAUCUUUAUUUUUUGAAGUAGACAUGCAUGGGUUUUUGUUUGGUGGCCCAACCGUGGACAUACAAAAAAAUUGGCGGCCCAUCACAACUGCCUAAAGAUUUUCCAUGGCCCAUCCCAAAUCACUUCAGCCCACCCUAGAAGUUACUUUAUGACCGGUCCCUUAGGUUUAGCCAUAGAUAUCUUGUAUACACUAUAGAAAGUGCAUCUACUUAUUCUGGGGUCGGUUGUUCAAAGCUGGAUUAGCGAUAACCCUCGGUUAAAAUUUAACCUGCUGUUUUAGUUUGUGUAUUUCUGCAAGUCUGUUUAUUUCAAAACUUCAGAGGACACAACUCCUACUGACCCAGACAAGAUUUCUGAAGAAAUAUUUUCAAAUUUAUAAACAAGCUGUUGGGAAGUCUAGGCUUUGAAUUUUAGGUUAACCUAGGAUUAAGCUAAUUGGCUUUUGAACAACACUUACAACAGGCCCCUGCAAUUCAAAAAUUGAAGCCGUGAUUGCAGACUCAGGAUAUUCCCAUGAAAUGAGAAGACUCGUAUGUUUUCUAUUUCUUAAACAGGGAACUUAAUUAAACAUUAAGUUAAACCUAUUGGCUGUUCCAAAUACAUUUUCAAACUAUUCAAAUAAUGAAAGUUAUUGUUGUUUUUUAAGCGUUUAUUAGCGAGUGGGAAACUCCAACAUGACCGCCAUCUAUUCAAAUGGGGGUAACCGCUGGAAUAUUCUUGGCUUCAAUUUUACUAAAAGAGAUGCGUUAUCUAGUGUAUAUAAGAUAUCUAUGGGUUUAGCUCGGUCAAAAUCUGACAACGUUUCUGACAGCGAAAAAAUUUUUCCGGACAUAAACCAAUUAAAUUAAGGGUCAAAAAAUUUUUUUCGGACAAAUUCAUGUUAAAACAUGGAUGAAACCCUUAUUUUUUUACCAAUAUCUGUAAAAUUUAGGUCUAUAAAUUCUAUUCAAUUCCCUCUGGAAGCCCUGGAAUCUACUUAAUAACUCUACAUUCUAUCAUUUAAAAUCUUUCAUUGCCCUGCCAAUCCAGAUGAUUUGUACUUGGGGGGGGGUGUCACACCCCCUCAAGUUUCGCCCCUGAGUACUCAUCUACGUUAGUGGAAGUCAAAUCUGAAUCUCUCAAUUGACUUUUUAGGUUAAUGAUAAGAUCUUUCGAAAAUUUCCCGCCGAGCGCUGUCGACAAUUUACCACAAAAGAAAUUCUUUGAUAUACUCAAGCCGAUAGCAGAACCACAGCCCGCAAAGUCACCACAACGCGCAAAGUCGCCACAACCCGCAAAGUCGCCACAGCCCGCAAGUUCACCAUACCCGUUUCUCAUCAACUUGGAUUUCAAGAACAACCUUGCAAUAAUUCGUCAUCACGUGGAGCAACGGGUAAGUAUUUGACAAAUUUAAAUGUGUUGCUUAAGUUUUCUGUAAAAUUGAAACAGUGAUAGCCAUUCUUCUCUGUGUCAAAUACCCUUUCGAUGCAAUGUUUCGAAAGAAACUUUGCAGUAAUGUAAUGAAGGACAAACAGGAUUAGUCAUACACUCAACAAGGGUUGAAAUGACGGGCGCCAAGUCGUCAAAUGUGACUAAAUUGUUCAUCUGGCGACCAGAUAUUUAUCAAAGGUAGCUCACGUGGCGAAUGAGAAAAAAUAUUCCAAUCUCUCAAGUACUUUAUUCUGCUUUUGUAGUUUUCUAUAUACGGCAUUCCAUGGGGGCUCGAGAGUUAAUUAAAUUAAACCGCUGCACCUCUCCUAAAUUUUUUCCGACCUCCUCAACCCAGGCCUGCAAAUUAGUGUCGGUCAUUGGACAUUGUCCGGCCAAAUUUUACCUUUUGUCCGAUCAAAGCUUUUUAUGACCGAACAUGUGACCGACCGGUUCAGGCUGGCCCAAUCUCAAAAAAUUGGUCAUUUAACACAUUUUUUAUUAAUGAAACCAACAAGGAAGCAAUAUAGGCGGCACUUCUCCACUAUUAGUUGCUGCAUUCAGCUGUAAGAUUUAAUUAUAAAUCAACAUCACCUUCGUAUAUAACAUGGUAGAAAUUAAAGUUAUGUAUAUAACCUGAACUAUAAUUUACUGAUCCAUUAGGACUGGUAGAUAUAUUCUCAGUUUUAGAUGCAUCUAACAUACAUGACCAGGCAAAAAACAUCGUUCUAAUUUUUAAAAAAAUAUAUGAAAAAUUUUACUUCGUCCGUUGUCCGAGAAAAAUUGAUAAAUGUUCGUAAAAUAAUUAUUUGCAGGCUUGCAACCAUUUCCACCAAAUCUGGCCUUGACGAUUAGGAAGUCGUUUCAGACUUUUAUUAGAGAGUUUGAGCAAGACAACGAAGUACGAAGACGAAGGCAUACUUGACAAUUUUUGCCGUAUGUACAUUAUCUUGCGCAUACUGAGUUGGACGUCACUGGUGGUUGCACAACGUAUCUUCCCAUGUGUCACUGUUUAUGAAUACUGACCAUAAAUCUUGCCCUGAUCCAGAAAAAACAGCGAGACAUGAAACUAUAUAUCCCGUCUUUGUCCUUCUGCCUUCGUGCAGAACGAGUUUCACAACGAAAUUUGCCAAAGUAUUCGUUGAGAACGAAGGCAGAAGACGAAGACGGGAUAUGGAUUCAUGUCUCGCUGUUUUAUCUUGAUCAGGGUAAGGAUUUGGGUCAGCAUUCACAAACAGCCAGGCAUAAAUCUCUAAUCUGUUUUCACUCCUGACCCUAAACUCAGAAUGUGCAAGGUAAUGUGCAAGACAGGCAAAUAUUGUCAACCACGUCGUCGUUGUCCGACUUCGUUGUCUUGCUCAAACUCUCUAUUAAAUCGUCUCAGACUUUAAACACGUCCUCCAAAUUAAUAUAAACAGGGCCAAUUAUCUUCUUCAUUAGGUAUUUACGCACAGGAUCGACAGCAUAGAUACAAAUGAUGACUUCCUAGCUUCGACUACAGUGAGUUUUGAUGAGGUCGUCGAAUAUUCAAGGCUCAAAGUAAAUGGUCGCUACGAAAGUGUUUUCAGGAGACAUGAAAUGACCAUACAGCCACAAAUACCAGCGAACUGGACCUCUCGGGAUGUGCUCGAAAAAUUCGCCUGGAAUAUUUGGACGCUGGCGAACGAAAUCGCAAGACAAGCGUAUCAGUGAAGGACGCCGAGUUCUUCAAUUUGAUUAAAACCAGUUUUAACUAGAAUCAUUUCUUAGAUUUAUAGGAAUUUUCAAUACUACACAAUCAUACAGAACUUAUAAUAGCAAAGAUACAAAAUACAGCAAGAUAUCGUAGAAGUUAGUAAAUAGCAUUAGUUAUACACAUUAAUUGUAAAGCUAGUUUAAACGGAUCCAACAAUUUUCUUAAUUGACAUUUGUAGUUAACCUGCCUUAUCAAAUAAAUAAUGAACGAAUGAAUUUUCUAAUAACGUUUCAUACUGCUUCUUUCGCAAAUAUUUUAAAGUAUAGACAAUCAAUUUGGAUAAAUCAUCAUAUGAUUUGGAUAAAUCAUCUUAUGAUUUUAUCCAACAAUUAUAGCAGUUAACCAUUUAGAUUUUGGGCCAACGUUGUCCGUUCAUCUGUUUGAUGAACCUACACACGUAAAAACGCGCAAGUUAUUAUAGAUCUGCAAACAAGUUGUAAUAAGGUUGUUGUCAAGACGAUAUUAGGAGAUGUGUUCGCACUGCUGUUAUGACAAGUCUGAAACAAGUUGUUAUAACUUGCUACAAGUUGUUACAACAAGACUAGCACAGGCUGUUCGUAAUAAAUUGUUACAAACUUGUUGUCGUCAACUUGCUAACAACUUGUUACGUGCAUGCGACAUCAGGCUUGGUGGAACAACUUGUCGCGAGUCUGUUGGCCUCAUCAACCUUGUUACAAGAUGAUAACUUGUUCCAGAUUUGUCAACAAUUUGGAACAAGAGCGAACACAUCUUGUUGACAAACUGUGACUGAGGUUUUUAUGUAUGUAUAAUGUAACCUAGUACAAAAAUGGUUGUCAGUACUAUAAAAGUAUAAACUUACAUGCAUUGAUAUUAAAAACGAAUAAAUAUUUUUUCAAAGUGAAUCCUUCAAAUUCAUGGAGUUCGCACUGUGGCAAAGACAUGCCAACACACAUCCUAAAUAUGUCCAAGUUACCACAUAAACCUUUGAAUAUCAUUCGAGUUCGGCCACUUAAAUGGCUUCUUCAGAAAUGCCCACACGGUGAAAUAAUUGAUCGCAGCAUACAUAAUAAACUCUGCACCAAGUUUCCACAAUUCAGGUUUUUUAAUAUGAAUCCUGAACAUAAGAUAAGGCACGAUAAAAUAUCGAAAUUCCAGUAGCCCCUGGGGGAUGAGCACCACAGCCACACAAACACCAUACACUAUCUUCCACAAUCUCGAUCGGUCUAUUGAUACAAAUAUCAUCGUCAUGGCAACCAAGUAAACAGGAAUAAGGGCGACUUUCGCCUCCGGAUAAGCCUUGUAAAUGUUUUUCCAAACAUAAAAUGGGUAAUGACGGUUAUCAGCUAGCAGGUACGGAUGGACGUAGGUAAAAUUUUUAACAAGGUAAUAGACGCCAAAUAAAAUGAUAAUCACUGCAGAAUGGUAACGUCGUUGAUUCAAACUUAGGAAGUACGAGAGGGUCCCGUAGAUUGUACUUGGCGACGAUAGAUGGGGAAAGCUGAAGAACAUGGCAAAACACGCAAAAUAAAAAAUCUGCGGGAAAUUAAAACACACUUUAUGGUGAUUCUUGUCACCAACAGCAAUGCCACCAUUUAUGAAUAGAAACACCACAAAAAAUAUCAUGACCAAUGCAUAUGGCCAUAGGACUCGGAUGGUUAUUUUAAUGUUCAAUAUCACUUGUUUAACAAAUUCCACGAUUAGAUUCAAAGAUUCGUUUGAACGUGGGCCAAGCUUGAACAUGACUACAGGCUCAUACAUUCUGACAGCAGUCACUCCGGCUGUAAAGACGACCCAGACAAUGUUUGUUUGCCGAAAGAAGAAGGCAUACAUUCCGACAAUGGCCGCAGGAACAUGAUAAUCUCCAAGACUUAGAUAGUACAUGAACAACACAAGAAAUGUCGAGCCGUUGUCUGUGUAGUAAAGAAACAUGAAGAAAAACAACAGAGGGAAAAGUCCGAGGGUUAUUCCAGUCGCUGUUUGGUAAAAUUUGUCCUUCUCUUCAAGCUCCUCUUGGUUGUUGUUCGUUGAAGUUGUGGAACUCUCCGUCUGU
Messenger RNA from Paramuricea clavata, 12403 nucleotides. The record is from the annotation of a GenBank genome assembly. Lineage: Eukaryota; Metazoa; Cnidaria; Anthozoa; Malacalcyonacea; Plexauridae.